Messenger RNA from Mobula hypostoma (lesser devil ray), 11249 nucleotides. It is a transcript of the gene xirp2b, whose product is annotated as xin actin binding repeat containing 2b. The coding region runs from base 658 to 11076 and encodes 3472 amino acids. Gene Ontology annotation, molecular function: actin filament binding. The record is from RefSeq and is a predicted model, not a curated record. Gene Ontology annotation, cellular component: focal adhesion; stress fiber. Gene Ontology annotation, biological process: actin cytoskeleton organization; actin filament organization. The transcript has 10 exons. NCBI's taxonomy places the organism in Eukaryota, Metazoa, Chordata, Chondrichthyes, Myliobatiformes, Myliobatidae.
UUACUCUUCCUGAUCUGGUUUCCUGCUAGCUGGGAAUUUUCUCCUGAAAUUUUGCAAUGUUUGCUGAAGUGCAGUAGUGUGCCUGAAGCAAAACAAGAAAAAAAAGUCUUUCAGAAUGACUGUUUUCACAUGACCAGGAACUUAAACAAAGUCAUGAUUUUGUGCAGCUGUGGUUUUACCAUGAAUGAGAUAUGCUUUAAAAAGACAUAUUUUCUUAGUUGUGUUUCAAUAGCCUGCCAAACGUUUUAACAUUUUUCAAAUCUGAUUUGUAGAACACGGAGGGCCUGGCAGAAUGCCAAAUAAAGAAGGGUUCACUGAGUCUUUUGAAGGAGAGGUGGGAGCCUUGUGAUCCAAUUGCAUCGUUUUCAGAGAAUGCUCUCAGAAGCAUGAGUCCUCACUUCAGCCUCCUUCCAGUGAACUGAAGGUCCUGCUGAGCGAGCUGCUCUCGAUAUAAGGCUCUUAGACAGGUACUGAAGAGCUUUUAACAUCAGCCUUUCGACAGCAGCCUGAAGUCACCAGUCAGCCAAUGCUUCCAUCCCCAGUUUAUCGGAGUGUGUAAUACGAGUACCAGAGCUGGAAUUUCUGUGGUAGCCAGACUGAAGGCAUUCCGUGUUCUGACAUAACAGCUUACUUGCUGGAAAUAUUAUUUGUACAAGAAUGGAAAGUGAUCCAGAAACCGGAAUGAUGGUGAGUGAAGCCCAGAAAAAUGACAUUUUAGCUUCACCCAUAAGCAUAGAAGAAACUGAAUCAGCCCAAAGUGAAGUUAUUAAAGAAGAUUUACAAGCUGCCCGGAGGAUUGAGAAAUUUUCUAUCCCACUGGAUGAUUUAAGAAUGCUGUUUGAGAAGACAGCCUCCCCAAGGAACUGCAAGAAGGAAUUGAGAGGUGGAGGUUCACCCUUACUACCAUCAAAGCAACAACUUGGAAAUCUUCCAGACGGCAGAGUGAGUGGAGGCCUGGACAGAACAAUGGAUGGCAAGGAAACAAGCAACAGUGAGGCUGCCGUCACAUCUGAUGAGCCUAACCAGGCUGACAGUGUGCCUUUUGACAUCCAAGACACUGUCUCACUUAAAGAGAGACUGGCGAUGUAUCAAGCAGCUGUUUCAAAGAAGGAGAAAAGCUGCCCUUCAGUUGAUGGUCCAGAAGAGGAAGCACGAGCUCUGCCUGGAGGUCUAGCAAGUGUGAAGAAACAGUUUGAGUCACAAGGGAUUGCCUCCACACACAGUGCUGCUGCUCACUACCACUACCAGCAGCGAUCUGUGCAGGAUGUAACAACUACGAAUGAAAUUACAGUGAACAACAGCAUCAGAAAAACAGACCAUGGAGAUGACCUACUGCAAGCUAGUGAACAGCACUCAUCUUAUCAAACAGAAAUGGUCUCUGUUACUGAGCAGAAUGCUCAGCAAACAAGAGUGAUGGAACAUUUUGAAAAUCACUUCAAUGUGGAUGGAAUGACCGAAGAUGAGAUGCCUAAAGUCUCCACUCAGAUGCUAAAGCAGCAGUUUGAAAAAUCAGCCCAGCCCACCCAAAUGGCGUCAAACACCACCAAACAGAUUAAGGCAGAACUUAACUUCCAAGAUAUGGAGUGGCCUCAUCUUGUCUCCACAUCCAACAUUUCUGCAGCAGUGGGCAAGAUUACCGAAGUUGCAACAUUGAGAGAAAUAGAUAGCGCAGUUGCUUCAUUUUCUGCCAGUUCCAGUAACCGUGGGAGCAUGGAAGAAUUCCCUCCCCCUCCGCCCGAGUUGCUCAAUACACCUCCUGAAAUAAAUCUGUCACCGUAUCCCGAACCAUCCCCUUCCUCAAGAAAACAAGUCAUUCCCAAGGACCUGUACGCCAAACAACGGAAUCUGUAUGAAUUGAAGCGUUUGUAUAAACACAUUAACCCUGAGAUGAGGAGGAACCUGGAAAAGGAAUUUAUUCAAGAGAUCAGUGAGAUUGUGACGAACGAAACGAAAGAGAACAAUGUGGUCGGGGAUGUGCAGCAGGCCCGAUACGUUUUUGAACACACUGGUCUCAGCCCUCAGAAAUGUGUGAGCCCGGAGAGAGAGUAUUUAGAAUGGGAUGAGAUUCUCAAAGGAGAGGUGCAGUCCAUGCGCUGGAUGUUUGAGACCCAACCCUUAGAUUCUAUCAAGGAUGAAUCUCCUGAUGAAAGCAAUGGAAAAUGCAUUUCCCAGCAAGAAAUGAUAGCAGGAGGUGAUGUAAAGUACACAACCUGGAUGUUUGAGACACAGCCUAUCGAUACUCUUGGUGUAAGUCCUCCUGAUUCUGCAGAAAUCACCGGCAAGAUUCCUGAAUUAGCCAGAGGAGACGUUCGCAUGGCCACCUGGUUGUUUGAAACACAGCCGCUAGAUUCAAUGAAUAGGAAGUACCAGGAGAGUGAUCAGACCACAGAGACUACUGUCACCAAAGAUAUUACCGCCGGUGACGUCAAAACCGCAAGGUAUUUAUUUGAAACUCAAUCCCUUGACACACUUGGGCACUUGGAUUCUGUUGAAGAAAAUAACUUCCUGCAGUUAAAAUCUGAAGUUGAAGAAAUAAAAGGAAAUGUGAAGAAAACGCUGAAGUUGUUUGAAACCCAGCCCCUCUAUGUUAUUAGGGACCAGGCUGGUCACGUGCUGGAAAUCAAGACCGUUAAAAGAGAGGAGAUUGAGAGAGGUGAUGUCACGACAGCUCGCUGGCUGUUUGAAACAAAACCUUUAGACAUGAUUAAUAAGGAUGUUUCAAGUAUAAAGGUUGUAUGUGGGAUCUCCAGGGAGGAAGUUAAUCGAGGUGGUGUCAGCAGGGCUAAGUGGCUCUUUGAAACGCAUCCACUGGACUGCAUCAAAGAACAGGUAGAAACAGAUUCUUCGACCAAUUAUAAAGAAGAAAUUCUUGGUGCUGAUGUGAGCAAACAAUGCCGGAUGUUUGAAACCCAGCCAAUUGACUCACUAAAAGACAAUGACAAUGCAAGGCCAGUAGAAAUGGAGGAAAUAAUAGGGGGUGAUGUACGUACAACAAAACAUUUGUUUGAGACAGUUCCUAUGGAUGCUUUGAAGGACAGCCCGGACAUAGAACAGCUUCAACAUACGAUUGCUUCUGAAGAAGUUAAAGGGAACGUGAGACAUCAGACUUGGGUUUUUGAGACCCAACCACUUGAGAUGAUUGGGGAAGAGAAAGAAAAAUGUACAAAAUCAAUCCACCUAGAAGCGAUCAAAAAAGGUGAGGUGAGCAAUUAUAGGCAGGCGUUUGAAACAAUGAAUUUAAGUCACAUUGAUGAAUCUAAAAAGGUUCAAGUGGAUGGUGUAACCAGUGGUGCUGUACGGUCUAAUAGAACUUUAUUUGAAACAACUCCACUAUAUGCCAUACAAGAUAGUGCUGGACACUAUCAUGAAGUUAAAACUGUGAGGAGAGAAGAAAUUGUGAGGGGUGACGUUCGAACGUGCAGAUGGAUGUUUGAGACGACUCCUAUUGAUCAAUUUGAUGAAAGUAUUCAGAAGUUUCAAAUAAUCAAGGGGAUAUCUAAGGAAGAAGUACAAUCUGGUGAUGUGAAAACAGCCAAGUGGCUCUUUGAAACACAGCCACUUGAUGCCAUAAAAUAUUUCAACGACGCAGAAUGUGAAGAAAUCACUACCAAAGAGCUUGAUGACAUCAGAGGAGACGUACAAACUUGCCGAUGGCUGUUUGAGACACAGCCGAUGGAUGCUCUCUACGAAAAGGUGGAUGCUAAAAAUGAAGUAAGCGAGGUCCAGAAAGGCGAUGUGAAAACGUGUACGUGGUUAUUUGAAACACAGCCCUUAGAUGCAAUAAAAGAUCAUUCAGAAACAUUUAUCACAAUGCAAACUAUUCAGCAGGAAGAGAUACAGGGAAGUGAUGUUCAGUUAGCUCGGUUUCUAUUUGAGACUGAACCUCUGGGAAAUAUCCAAGGAGAAAAGAAGGAAGAAUUUAGACAAAUAACUGAAAUAGAUAUUCAGUCAGGGGAUGUAUCUCGUAAGAAAUGGAUCUUUGAAAAUAAACCCCUUGACUUGAUUAACUCCAGUUCAGAAGAAACUUUGAAGAAAAUUAGAUCCAUGACAGCAGAAGAUAUUCAGAAGGGUGAUGUCAUUAAAUGCACUUGGCUCUUUGAGAAUCAUCCAAUCGAUAUGAUAAGAGAAAAAUCUGAAGAAAAAGAAAAUUUUUGCACAGUCAGAGAUGUUCAGGGUGGAAAUGUUGGUAAAGGACGCUUCAUUUUUGAGACCUUCUCACUGGAUCAGAUUAAGGAAGAAUCAUCAGAAAAUACACAUUGCAAGAAAUUUAGUAUGGAUGAAAUAGAGAAAGGAGACGUCAAAAACUACACACUGCUGUUUGAAACCCAGCCGUUAUAUGCUAUUAAAGACAAGGAAGGAUGUUACCAUGAAGUGACGACAGUUCGGAAAGAGGAAGUGAUCACUGGGGAUGUACGAGGUACCAGGUGGUUGUUUGAAACUAAGCCUUUAGACUUAAUUAAGGAAAAUGAGGAAGUAUAUAUCAUCAAAGCUGUGACACAGGAGGAUAUUCAAAAAGGUGAUGUAACUUCUGCACGUUGGAAAUUUGAAACACAGCCACUGGACAAAAUUGCAGAUGAUGAGAAAGUAAUCCCAAAAACAAUCUCUGAUGUGCAAGGUGGGGAUGUGAGAUCAGGUACCCAGCUAUUUGAGUCCAACUCCCAGCAGAAAUACGUCAGAACAGUCAGUGUCAGUGAGAUUCAACAUGGUAAUGUUAGGACCGCCACUUGGCUUUUUGAAACUCAUACCAUUGAUGAGAUAAAAGGUGAAGAUUCAGAAUAUAAGGAGAUUAAGACCGUUGAACGAGAAGAUGUACAAAAAGGAGAAGUGAAGCAGGCUAUUUGGCUUUUUGAAAAGCAGCCACUGGACAGCAUACAGGAGGUUAAUAAAACGUCUACAAAAAUACUUCAAGAAGAUAUUCCACAAGGAGAUGUUAAAACCACAACCUGGCUUUUUGAAACUACACCUUUGCAUCAAUUCAAUGAAAGUCCAGUAGAGAAGCCAGAAAUAAUGGGGAAAAAUAUUAAGGAGACCCUUAAAUCACUUUAUGAUUGCAAAAUUCUUCAAUCCCGGGGAAUCCUUAUUGAAGCAAAUGAAGUUGGAAAUGUCAAAAUGGCUAAAUAUCAACUUUUGAAUCAAACCUCCCCAGAGAUACAAAAAGAACAAAUUGUCAAGGGAGAUCUGCAACAUAUCAUGAUGAAAUUAUUAUCCAAGAGAGAGCCUCCAGUGAAGGGAAUUACUGUUGACCAUGAUGAAAAAGGCAACAUCCAUUUGACAACAGCACAGCUUUUGAAGAGAGCAACAGAUAUUGAUGUAAAUAAAGAAGAAAUAAUUGGUUGUAAUAUUCAGCAAGUAAUCGACAAGCUUUUAAAUCAAGACACCACUGCAAAGAAGGGAAUUCUAAUUCAAGAGAGUGAAAAGGGGGACAUCAGAAUGACAGUUUAUUCUCUUCUCAACAGGACAGAUUACACUAAAGUCCACCAAGGUGAAGACAUUAAAGGAGAUGUACAAGGGACAAUUAGUAAGCUUAUAAAUACAUCUCAGAGCAGUGAACUGUCUCAGAAAGUUAAACUAAAUGACAUAGAAAAAGGAACUGUUCAGUUCUAUACAACAUGCAUUGAAUCAGGGGCAUUAGACUAUCUUAAACUCCUUCAGCUGGAGACUGAUGAAAAUGUUGCAGUUCAAGAGGAACCCAAGGAAAUAAUUCAUGGUGAUGUUGAGGCCGCCAAAAAAAUGCUUCAGAUGCAACAAGUGCAAAUUGAACGGACAGUUGCAGAGUCUGAGAUUUUAUCUGGAAAUGUCCAAGGUGCAAUGUUGGCUUUUACCACAGAAAAGCAAAAUAUAUCUCCCAACAUAGAAAAAGAAGAAAUUAUACCUGGAAAUUUACAGGCAGCUUUGGAUUCACUCAAUCAAGCCACUAAUCAACCCAUACUUGUAGAAAAGGAACCAGUUGUAUGGGGCAACUUAUCAGCAACUCUCAAAUCUCUUGAAGAUGUAAAAUGUCAUAAAACAUAUGUCAAAAAGUUUGCUGGUUUUCCAGAGGAGAUUAAAGGCUCCCUAGAUUCAUCACAGAAGUCAUUAAUUAGUAGAGUCAAAGGAAAUGAGGAAGAUGUGGUGUGCAAUGAUUUCAUUUCUUUGGAAGAGGCUCAAAGUAAAAUGAAGCACAUUGAAAAAGAAGUCAUAACGAAAGGUGACUUUCAAACCACAACAGCAAGUGCGCUGGAAGAAAGUUCUGAAAAGAUAGCAUUCCCACAUCAGUUGGGCAGAAAAGAAAGUGUGAAAGCUACAAUCCAAAAACUACCAGAUUGGCCACAACUUCAUGCCAGUACAUCAGCAGGAAGUCCAAAUAACAAUGUAGUGCGACAUGAAGGCCAGAAACACAUGUAUGCAGCAAAAAAUAUUGAGGAUAAAGAAGAUACACUGGCCUGCAUAAAAUCACGUUUAGCAGCUCAAGAGCAAAAUAAUAUCAAUAUUACUAAGCACACUGAUAAGGGAAUACAGGCAAAGCAGAACAUGAAACAACCUGUGAGAAUGCAAAAUGUUAAUACAAGAAUAGAUCAUCCAGUGAAAAGUUAUCCAAGAGAGAAAGCACAAACCAUUUCAGUACCUGAUGAACAACAUCAAAAUGAAUUUGUUAAGAAAAGCAGAAGAACAAUCUCAGAUGUGUAUGCAACCACAAAUUCCUCUGAACAUAUUGGUUCUCAAAAAGUAAAUGUGACCAGAAACAAAUCUACAGUUGACAGUAAAGAAUUUUACUCUUCAGUUGACAGAAAAACACCUAAACAGUUUGUUUCAGUCUCAACGAAAUUUCAGAAAACCUCCCAGUUGCCAAAAAAUUCUGAAUUUACUGGUAUGUCAAAUACUGAAAUUUGUGCAGGAUCAGAUACAGUUGUUGGACAAGUGGUGACCUGUUCAACCAAUCAGAGCACUAAUAUCACUCAGCAAAGUGCACAGAGGUCAAGUCAAAACAUUCAGACUUUGUCAUUGCACUCAACCGCAGAAAAUGAAGUAGAAGCUAAAAAUGAAAUUAUAAACAUUAAUGACUUGCAUAAAACUCACAGCCUUAGUCAGGGAAUAAAUAAAGAACUUGUACCGAUGGUCAAAUCUGGAACAUCUUUAUUUGAAAAGUCAAGAAUAGUUUCAAAUGGCAUGGGCAGUAAAAUUGACAAAGCGAGAAGGGAAGUAUCAAGCCAUGUGAAAAAGGGGAAGAAAGCCGUGCCAGAUGUUCAGUUUUCAACUCCACCAUAUUCUUGUCCCGAACCACCUCUUCCCCCUCCUCCUCCUCCUCCACCUGUAGAAGAUGAUGGUCAAAUGUUUCCUCUCCCACCACCACCUGUCGUCCAAAUGAAACCAGAGGUGUAUGAAGCAGAACUUCCUCUUUCUCCUCUCCAUCCUCCAACCCCUCCUCCUGUUAGUCCCACUAGAACUCUUGCACAGGUAUCCUUAAUCACAGGACACCUUCCUCCAUCAUCAUUACAGUCUGACUUGAACUUACUACCGCCUCCAGCCUCUUGCCCUCAAUCUCCUUCGGAACAAAGGAGAUAUUUUAACAAGGCAUUGAAGUUGGAGUCAACAUCAAAAAUGCCACACCUUGGAUAUCUCCAGCCACAAGAGCAAAUUAACAAGAAAGCAGCAUCCAUUUUAACACCAAAUGAACCAAAAUCUCCUUCUGCUAGCAAAAGAGUUUUUGUACCACCAGCUCCUUCACCUAAAACAGAAGUUGUAAAGCCACAAUCUAAACCUACUGUCAGGAAAUUUAAAACUCCUUUAAUGAUAGCUGAAGAAAAAUACCGAAGAGAGAGAGAAGAAAUAGAAAAAAAUAAAGCAGUUAACGUGACUUGGCCUGUAAAUACAGGAAAGGUAGCAACAGAAGAGUCAAAUCUCUCAGCAAGGCCAGGACCCGAAAAUGUAAAGCCUCCAGUUUUGUCGACUGCAGCAUCAGCAGCUGACCAUCACUUGAAUUCCACAGUUUUUCAGUUAAUAGAAACAGCAAAUGUGACUACUACUGAGAGACAUGUCAGUCACUCAAAGCCAGGUGGUCUUACUGCUGAAGGACAUGCCCCUCAACCAAAAACAGGAGACCCGACUGCUAAGGGCAGUCCAAUCCAUCCAAAACGAGGAGGCCCUAUUGCUGAGGGGCAUCCUCCUCAUCCAAAAGUAGGGGGUCCCACUGCCAAGGGACAGUCCAUUCAUCUAAAAUCAGGCAGUACCACUGCUGAGGGACAGUCUCCUCAUCCAAAACCAGGAGGUCCCUUUGAGAGACAGUUCUUUCCUCCAACAUUAAAAGAGCCUCCUGUGGAUAGGACAUCCACAAAAACAGUUACCUCUGCUUCUUCCUCCCAGUCAACACUGUUGUCAGCUUCCGAACAGCUGCAUCAUAUCUUAAGCAAUUCUGCAGAUCUAGCAAUUAAUAAGGAAGCAACUUUAAAUGCACUUAAAGAUUCAGUGAAAGAUAUUGAACAACACAAGGAGGCGCACAGGAAGGCACAAGCACAAGCUGGUAAUCUGAAAUCUCAGUCAACAUCUGAGCCAAAAUUUAGGGUUAAAACUAUCCAGCUUCCUAAAGGUGUUCAAAAAAUGCAGGAAAAGAAAGACAAUGCAUUGCCAUACAAAAUGGAGAAAAAGCAACAUUUAAAAGCAGAAGAAAAUAUAAGUCAAAGGAAGGUUGCUACUAAGCAACAGCUUCAACAAGAACAAAAUGAUUGUGUUGGCGUGGCAGAAAACCAGCAACUGGACUUCAGUGUUCAGGAUAAGUAUAGUUGCUCAGUAACUGAACAGAGAGACUGGAACAUUGAAAGGACGGCAUUUUCAAAAACACUUACAACUAACUUGACAGACGAUCAGGUGAAAAAUAAAAGAGAGGGGCAACAGAAUAAUCAGCAGUCAUACAGAGCUCGUUUAGCAGAAACUCCAAAAAUUCAGAACAAGAAGAUGGGUGACGCCAGAUGUAAAGAAGCAAAGAAUGAAAAAGAGAAGCAACGUCACGCUAAAACUCAAGAAGAACCAGUUAAAAAGUUUCAAGGAGAACAAGUGCGACAGAAAGGUGACUUAGCAAGUCAUGCAGUUCACCGAAGCCCUUUGGGCAUACAAGCACAUGUAGAAAAACAGCUUGAUUGGAGGGAAAGGACACUCGGAGAAAAUCAAGUUGAAACUAAAUACAGCACCUUACGGGCAAAGGAACAAAUUUCUAAUGCAGUAAAUGCAAGUUACAAGCACGGGCUGGUCCCUGCUCACACCGAGGAGGUAAAACAGGAGAACAAAGAAAGCAGAGAAACGGCAACGUUUGGAAAGGAAUUUGAUAAAAGAGCUGCGAAGUAUUAUGAAGAAAUCAGUGAUAGUUACCAAAAGCGCGAGGAACUGCAAAACAUUUUAUUCAGAGUAAUUCAAUUUGAAAGAGAUAAUGAUAAUAUGGAUUUAAAUGUUAUGAAAAGCUUUUUAGAAAGGGUUCCAACUUGGCUUAUUGAUGGCCAUGAAUUCACCAUGAAAGAUAUCAAUGGGAAGAAUUUACAAAAUAUAAAAAAGGAGCUAACGCAGAUUAAAAAGAAAGCAUUACUUAAGCUUGCAUAUUUUGAUGAAUUAAUUCAGAAAGCAUUGAUAUCUAUUUCUGGUUUAAAACUGGAAAGUGAAAUGUCUCGUUCUGCCUCGCCUUCACAAAAGAUAUCCAAGAUAAGUAUUGGCUCUUGCAAAUUAGAAAAGCAGGCGAAAGACAGUCUAGAAGAGCAAACAUGUGAAAGUAAAAGGGGACAAGUGAAUGAAGGUAGACUUGCAGAACAGAGAGCCCAAUCUCCAGCAAUAAGAAUGGCGUCACCAUCCCCGUCUUUCAUCACUAUUGAGUCCACAGCUAGACGCACAGAAUCACCUCUAAGAACUGCUCCCUCUCCUCCACCUUCUCAGAAAACAUACGGCACUCCAUCCCCCAUCCAAAGGGAAGAAACACAUACACCUCCACUAUCAAUGCGCGACUCAGAUAUGCCAACAUUCAGAAUCCGCACCUCUUCAACAUCAUCUUCUCCGACAAGGGGCAGGCGCUACGACCAGCUUGUCAAACUUAAAGAUACUACUGCAAAACUAUCACAGGGAAUUCCACAACUUGUACAGCCUACAUUUGCUCAGAAAACAGAGAAGAGGUCAGAAAUUGUCCUAUCACCAGCAACACUUCGGCGCCAGUUAAAGAUUGACACACCUGUUUCAGAAAUAUUACUUAAAUCUGGAUCUCCUGUAACGGAAAUGCUUGAAGAAGCUAGAAGGUCAGAGGAAAACAAGGUUUAUGUGCGUAAAGAACCCACAGACAUUUCAGAACGUCUGGGCUGUGACGCAGAGGAGAAUGAAUCUGCCACCAGAAAACAGCAAGUUAAAAUGCCACGAGUGGAUCUUGCAGAAUUUGUUCAUCAAUUUGAAAUGCCCGAUCAAACAAAUUAUUUUCACGAGGAACAGGUCACGUUCACUGAAAAAAUGGGAAAUGAGAAUAAAGAUGAUUAUUUUGGAAAAAUAAAAGAUUUGGAAGAAAUCCCAAAGUUCGAUAUAAAAUCUGUUAAGCCGAUGUUUGAAAUUUCCGGACAAAUACCUAUUCCCAUGAAACAGUCCUCAAGGGACAGAAAACCUCUGAAAAAAUCUCAACAUUCUCAUAAAGUCAGAGAUGAAAUGAAGUCAACACAAUCCAUGUUGUAUCCUGAAGCAGUUACUAAGCAGUUUGCACAUGUGGAUGGCUUUGAAACGGAGGCAAUCAGCGCAAGAGCUAGCAUUCAACACUCUGAAGUGUUUCCGGGUAUUGACUCCAGGCAUGCUCCACCAACCUAUGAAGAUGUCAUUUCUGGGCAGGCUUUAGACUUAGCAAUUGAUAAAACUCCUGAAGAGCUGCUGAAGAAUUUCCAAAACACGUGGCAGGAAAGUGAACGUGUAUUCAGGAGUCUUGGUUACGAAAUCUCAGACACCAGUGAAACCACGUGGCAAGAAGAUGUACUUCAUGAACAUAUGGCUUUGACUGAAAAUACAGGUUCUUACGAAGGAGACCUGCACAGUCUGCCGAAAGAUAGUGUAUCCCAUGGAAUGUCUGACUGCAGACAAACAAAUCUUUCAUAAGGCCUGUUUCCGCUGCCAUCAUUGUAACAAUAAAUUAAGUCUUGGAAAUUAUGCAUCUCUCCAUGGACAGAUAUACUGCAAACCUCAUUUUAAGCAGCUUUUCAAAUCCAAAGGCAACUAUGAUGAAGGUUUUGGACACACACCCUACAAAGGAGGCCGUGCAAGUAGCAGUC